UCGCUCCUUGUUUCCUCUGUAUUUGAGGCUUCUCGGCGUGUUGACUGAAAUCUUCUCGUUGUUUCGGAUAUUACCUUCAGCAAAAUGAGCGAAGAAGUGUCAGAGGUCCCCAAAGAGCUUGUGGAGAGUGUGAGGGAUGCAGUGGGGAGGAAGGUGAAGCUGUCGCUGAGGAAGAGAGUCAAACUGGAGAUCAAAGGAGACAAGACGGAGAACAGAGUGCUGGCCCUCGCGUCUCACCGAGCCUACCUCUUGACGGCACGCAUUCCCGCCAAGGUGGAACACUCCUUUAAUUAUCUGGAGAUCCAGGGGAUUGCAUGUAACAAGCCUACACAGCUGUUCAUAGAGUACGAGCGCGGCUCCUUCUCUCUGAAGCUGCUCUCCACGGAGGAGGUCAACGAGGUGGUCGCUCACAUAGGAAACUGUCUGCUGAGGAUAUGUCCCGGUCUGCCACCGAGUAAAGUGAUGAAGAAGCUCUGCAUGGAGCCUCCAGACAGGCUGACCUCUCUGCAGGCUCUGUGGGAGAACAACAAGCCCGCUGAACCAGGACCCUGUGGUGGGUUUUCUCAGAUGUACAGAUGUGUUUGUGACUGGUUGGGGCUGCCUUACAAAGAAGAAGUGCAGUGGGAUGUGGACACCAUCUAUUUGACACAAGACACCAGAGAUCUCAACCUGCAGGACUUCAGCCAUCUGGAGAACAGAGAUCUGGUGGCUAUAAUAGCAGUCCUGGAGUUUAACCAGUGGUUCACCAAGCUCUCCACCAAGGACUACAAACUGUCUGCAGACGUGUGUGAGCAGAUUCUGCGGGUGGUGUCUCGCUCCAGUCGCCUGGAAGAGUUGGUUCUGGACAACGCAGGACUCAAAACUGAUUUUGCCCAGAAGCUAGCUGCUGCCCUGGCCCAUAACCCCAGCUCAGGACUCACCACCAUUAAUCUUGCCAACAACCCACUGGAGGACAGAGGUGUCUCCUCCCUGGGUGCUCAGUUUGCCAAACUUCGUAUGGGGCUCAAGCAUAUAAACUUCUCCAGAACCUCACUAUCGCCCAAAGGGGUGAACAGCCUGUGCCAGUCACUGAGUGCCAACCCGUCUAUCCCCAGCAGCCUGGUCCAUCUGGACCUCUCAGGGAAUGUCCUCCGAGGAGAUGACAUGCAGCAUUUCUACCACUUCCUGGGUCAACCCAACAGCCUGGCAACCCUUGACCUCUCCAACACUGACUGCUCAUUGGACCAGGUUUGCUCAGCUUUGCUGCGAGGCUCGGUCCAACACCUCUCUGUUCUUAACGUGUCAAAGAGUGUCUUCCCUCACAGGAAAGGCAAAGAGGUGCCUCCGUCAUUCAAGCACUUCUUCAGCAGUGCCAUGUCGCUCAGCUCCAUCAACGUGUCAGGAACCAAGCUGCCGCCAGAGGCCCUCAAAGCUCUCCUGCUUGGCCUGGCCAGUAAUCUCAAUCUGAAGGACGUGUCUCUAGACCUCAGCUGCUGUGAGUUGCGGUCAGGAGGCUCUCAGAUCCUGGAAGGUUGUAUUGCCGAGAUCCCAAACAUCUCCAGCUUGGACAUCUCAGACAACGGCCUAGACUCAGACCUGUCCACUCUGCUGGUGUGGUUAGCAAAGAACCGAUCCAUCAGACACCUCUCUCUGGGCAAGAACUUCAACAACAUCAAGUCCAAAAACCUUGCUCCAGUGUUGGACAGCCUGGUCCAUAUGAUUCAAGAGGAGGAGUCGCCCCUCACCUCUCUGUCUCUAGCAGACUCCAGACUAAAGAGCGAUCUGACCAUCGUGCUGAACGCGCUCGGCAGCAACUCCUCGCUCACCAGGUUAGACAUCAGCGGGAACGCCAUGGGGGACAUGGGAGCCAAGAUGCUGGCCAAGGCGCUGCAGAUCAACUCCAAGCUCAGGACUGUGAUCUGGGAUAAGAACAACACCAGCCCUCAGGGUCUUCAGGAUGUAGCAGCUGCCCUGGAGAAGAACUUCACCAUUCGUUUCAUGCCCAUCCCCAUCAUCGAUGCCUCCCAGGCUCUGAAGGCCAGCCCUGAGAAGACAGAGGAUGCUUUGCUAAAGAUUGAGAAUUAUCUGUACAGGAACCAUGAAACCAGGAAAUACCUGCAGGAACAGGCCUAUCGACUGCAGCAGGGCAUCGUCACCACAACCACACAACAGAUGAUUGACAGGAUCUGUGUGAAGGUGCAGGACCACCUGAACUCUCUGAGGAACUCAGAGACAGACGCCAUCUUGGAGGACGUCAGAGCAGCAGAGAGCCUCAUCAAAGAUGCCAGGAACUCUAAAACGCUGCUCCCUAAACUCUACCACCUAGGAUCAGCUGCCAGAGAGGAGGUGAACAGCUCGUCAGCAGGACCCAUCCAGGAGAAACUGGAGUCUAUGGCCGGGGAGGUGACGACUGUCAUGGACCAGCAACUGCAGACUCUGUUGGAGUCGAUGGUGGAUUCAGCAGAGUCUCUGUGCCCGCACGUGAUGAAGAGGAGUAAUCUUCGUCCAGAGCUAAUAAAAGCCAGCUCAACCAAGAUGAUUGUACCCAAAAGCUUUGUCACCAAAACCCUCCUGGAGCAGUCUGGAGUGGAUAUCAUCAACAAAAUCAGUGAGGUGAAGCUAAGUCUAGCGUCCUUCCUGUCUGAUCGCAUUGUUGAUGAAAUUCUGGAGGCUCUCUCCACUUCCCAACUCACUCUGGCCGACCAUCUGGUGCGGCGAGGCCGCCCCUUGUUGCAGCAAGAGUCGGUGGAUCUGGACGUCCCAGAGGAGAAGAUUCCUAAACGGGCGUCAACCGAGAUACUGGAGGCUGAGCGGCUGGAGGACCUGGAGACGUGCAUGAUGACUCCGAAAUCCAAGAGGAAGAGCAUCCACAGCAGAAUGCUUCGACCAGUGUCUCGUGCCUUUGAGAUGGAGUUUGACCUGGACAAGGCCCUGGAAGAUGUCCCUAUCCAUGUGGAGGACACUUCAUCUCGAACUCCACCAACUCCGUCUCAGGUCCUGCCAAAACUGGAGCAUCGUCAGCCGGGAGGGAUGGCGGAGCUGCCGUCUGAGGAGGAAAAAAAGCUGCAGCACUUCACUAAACUACGACCUCGCCGCAACAAGAAAACACAUUCCAGCAAAGUACCUCAAAUCAACAGCGCUCCAUCUCAGGAUGGGGAACAGAAUGGCCUCAUGGGAAGGGUGGAUGAGGGUGUGGACGAGUUCUUCUCUACAAAAGUCACCAAGAUGGAUUCAAAACGUUCCCUGAAGAGUUCAGAAUCUCAGGACGGAGAGAAGAAGAAGAGUAAAGGAGGAUUCCUCAACCUCAUCAAACGUUCCUCCAAAUCAGAUAAAACCGAUAAAUCGGACAAAUCAGAUAAGUCUGAGAAAAACCAGGCGACCUCUUCAGCUCCUUCUGCAGCCUCUGUAGCCUCAACUCCAGCUUCCACAAUCCCAGAGGAGCCCUCCUCACCAAAAGUGUCAGUAAAGAGCCCAGCACCGGAGGCAAAGUCCAGAGACGCCUCCAGCCGCUCGCAGCCCGCAGACUACAGCAGCAGCUCAGACCGCUCAGAGGAGCUGAGGACGCCAGACUCCAUAGACGAGCCUUGGGAGGGUUCGGACGGCAGGGGCAGUCCUCAGGGAGGCAGGCGGUACCCGGGGUUGCAGAUGAUGGGCAGCGGUCUCCUGGCAGAGAUGAAGGCCAAGCAGGAGAGGAGAGCACACAAGUCUUCCAGUCCUGACAGGCCUGACAGCAAUGCAACAGCCAGGCCCCAGCCCACCAUUUCAGAAAGCAGGUCUCCCAGUGGCUCCGUUAUUAAAUCAGACCCCGGUUCUCCGGAGAAGACCCCUCCUCGAGGUGAGACCAAGCCUGAACCGGCACCUCGUCUCAGGGCUACGUCCUCCUCGAGUUCCCCUGGGGGACCCGUGAGCCCCAAACCACCGGUGCCACAGGGGGCGAAGCCUGCACUGGCUGCCCGACCCACCAUCCCGCAAAAGCCGAGGACCAGCAGCAGCAGCAGGAGCAUAGAUGAGAGCUCAGAUCCCCCCAGCAGUGGCGGCGUGUCUCCUAAGAUCACAGCUCUUCCUCCCACGCUGAAGAGGAUUCUGUCGGAGAAAGACAAAGAGGGCCAGACCGGUCCACAGUCUGGAGGCUCUGCCAACAAAACUCAGGAUGCGAGGGCUGGGUCUGUGUCAGACUCUGUUCAGCGACUCAGCCCUCUCCGUACCAACUCUGAGGAUCACGGCUCCUUCAAGGCCAAGGACCAGUCUCCAAACCCGGACAAGGCAGCAGGCAAGAAGUCGUCAGACUCCGGGGAGGAGGCAGACAAAGACUUUAUUUUAAUAUGAGUGAGACAAAUGUUGAUAAGGCUCACGUGUUUUCCUUUCGGAAACCGAUAUAUUUACAUUGAUAUUUGAGGUUGUACCUGCAGGUCCUGCCUGACCGCACAGUACAAAUCAUGUUUGGUUCGCAGGAAGACCUGCUGUAUCAGGUAAUACACAGUCUCAAAUUCA
Messenger RNA from Chelmon rostratus (copperband butterflyfish), 4470 nucleotides. RefSeq names its product F-actin-uncapping protein LRRC16A-like. Gene Ontology annotation, molecular function: protein binding. Gene Ontology annotation, cellular component: plasma membrane; lamellipodium. Lineage: Eukaryota; Metazoa; Chordata; Actinopteri; Chaetodontiformes; Chaetodontidae. Gene Ontology annotation, biological process: cell migration; regulation of Arp2/3 complex-mediated actin nucleation. The transcript is spliced from 38 exons. The record is from RefSeq and is a predicted model, not a curated record. Bases 85 to 4305 code for a protein of 1406 amino acids.